Messenger RNA from Trichomycterus rosablanca, 3195 nucleotides. It is a transcript of the gene trpv4, whose product is annotated as transient receptor potential cation channel, subfamily V, member 4. Bases 242 to 2770 code for a protein of 842 amino acids. The record is from RefSeq and is a predicted model, not a curated record. Gene Ontology annotation, cellular component: cilium; plasma membrane. Gene Ontology annotation, molecular function: calcium channel activity; protein binding. Gene Ontology annotation, biological process: osmosensory signaling pathway; actin filament organization; calcium ion import across plasma membrane. NCBI's taxonomy places the organism in Eukaryota, Metazoa, Chordata, Actinopteri, Siluriformes, Trichomycteridae. The transcript is spliced from 17 exons.
UAGUAGCUCCGACAUGCUGCUUCGUUUUCAUACCGUGUUCACUCAUAUUUUCUGUGUGAUUUCAUGAAGAAACUUUCCGCCAUUACAGCGAAUUUAACGGAAUUUUAACGGUUGGAUUUUGGCGGGAAGCGCGCGGGGAUUUAAUCAGUUCUCUUCAGAACUUCUCCUUUCACCUCCUCCUCCUCCUCCCACCUCCUCCUCCUUCACCCCACUGAAGAGGAACCGACGCACCACUCGAGGGAUGAAUGAGGUGUCCUCAAACUUAAUGAAGCGGUGCCGCCUGGUCAGGGCCGAGACUGACCCCAUCUCCACCACCCACACCUCCAAUCAGGAUGCCCCGGCCGACAGAGAACCCGCCUUCCCUCUCGCCUCGCUGGACGGCCUGCUGGAGGGCGAAGACGCCAGUCCUCCCGCCCCCGCCGGCCGACCCGAGACCAAGCAGAACCUGCGCUACAAGUUCCAGGGCUUCAAGAAGGGCAUCGCCAACCCCAUGGACCUGCUGGAGUCCUCCAUGGAGUCGUCCAUGUCCACCGGGCCCAAAAAAGCCCCCAUGGACUCGCUGUUCGACUACGGGACCUGCCGCGCCAGCAACCAGAAGCACCGCAGGAAGAAACUGAGGAACACGGAGAACGCGCCAUCGUGUGACGAAGGUCCGCGGGUUCAGAAGGUCUUUAACCGCGCGAUGCUGUUCGACGCCGUGUCUCACGCCAACACGGACGCUCUGGACGGCCUGCUGGAGUUCCUACAGAGUCACAACAAGAGGCUCACCGACGAGGAGUUCAGAGAGCCGUCGACAGGGAAGACGUGUCUCCCCAAAGCUCUGCUGAAUCUAUACGGCGGGAGGAACGACACCAUCCCGCUGCUGCUGGACGUGGUGGAGCAGACGGGAAACCUGCACGAGUUCAUCAAUACGCCCUUCAGAGACCUUUACUACCGAGGUCAGACGGCGUUACACAUAGCGAUCGAGCGACGCUGUAAGCACUACGCUGAGUUGUUGGUGGAGAAAGGAGCCGACGUUCACGCUCAGGCUCGAGGACGAUUCUUCCAGCCCAGAGACGAGGGGGGGUACUUCUACUUCGGUGAGCUGCCCCUCUCUCUGGCGACCUGCACCAACCAGCCGGCGCUGGUGCACUACCUGACGGAGAACGACCACAAGAAGGCCGACCUGCGGCGCCAGGACUCGCGCGGCAACACGGCGCUGCACGCGCUGGUCCACGUGGCCGACAACGCCCGCGAGAACACCCGCUUCGUCACCAAGAUGUACGACCUGCUGCUCAUCAAAAGCGCCAAGCUCUACCCAGAAUGCAACCUGGAGCAGGUGACCAACAACGACGGCAUGUCGCCGCUGAUGAUGGCCGCCAAGCUCGGCAAGAUCGGGGUCUUCCAGCACAUCAUUCGGAGAGAGAUCAAAGACGAGGAGGUGCGCUACCUGUGCAGGAAGUUUAAGGACUGGGCGUACGGACCCGUCUACUCCUCCCUUUAUGACCUGUCCAACCUGGACACGUGUGGAGAAGACGUCUCCGUGCUGGAGAUCCUCGUCUACAACAGCGGGAUCGAGAACCGUCAGGAGAUGUUGGCUGUGGAACCCAUCAACGAACUGCUGAGAGAGAAGUGGCAGAAGUUUGCGGCCGUGACCUUUUACAUCAGCGUGGUGUCGUACCUCAUGGCCAUGAUCAUCUUCACCCUGGUCGCUUACUACAGACCCUCAGGAACCACGCCUCCGUACCCCUACGAGACCUCAGCGGAUAAACUACGUCUGGCAGGAGAACUCAUCACCCUCGGCUCGGGGGUUUUCUUCUUCUUAUCCAAUAUUAAAGAUUUGUUCAUGAAGAAAUGUCCGGCUGCUAAGUCCUUAUUUAUUGAUGGAUCCUUUCAAGUCCUUUUUUUUGUGUACUCGGUGCUGAUUAUGGUGACAGCAGCUCUGUACCUGGCGGGGGUUCAGGCGUAUGUGGCGGUGAUGGUGUUCGCUCUGGUGUUAGGAUGGAUGAACAUGCUCUACUUCACCCGGGGAUUCAAACUCACCGGGACCUACAGCAUCAUGAUCCAGAAGAUUCUGAUUAAAGAUCUGUUGCGCUUCCUGCUGGUCUACUUUCUCUUCAUGAUUGGCUACGCCUCAGCCCUGGUGACCCUGCUCAACGUGUGUCCCUCCAACGCCACGGACGUCCGGUCGGACCAGGCCUCGCACUGCAGGGACACGGUGGCCUUCAGCGUCUUCCUGCUGGACCUGUUCAAGCUGACCAUCGGCACGGGCAGCCUGGACGACCUGAUGCAGGGGGCGCAGUACCCCGAGGUCUUCCUCAUCCUCUCGGUGACCUACAUCAUCCUCACCUUCGUCCUGCUGCUCAACAUGCUGAUCGCCCUGAUGGGUCAGACCGUCAGCCAGGUGUCCAAACAGAGCAAGAAGAUCUGGAAGCUUCAGUGGGCUACGACCAUCCUGGACAUCGAGCGCUCAUUACCGGUGUGUCUGCGCAAAAAGUUCCGCGUGGGUGAGAUGGUGACGGUGGGGAGGAAAUGGGACGGCACGCCCGAUAAACGCUGGUGCUUCAGGGUGGAUGAGGUGAAGUGGUCUGACUGGAAUCACAAUCUUGGGAUCAUUCAUGAGGAUCCGGGACACAAGGAGCAAAACGAAUCCACACACAACACAAAACGACUCCGCAGAGAUCGCUGGUCCACGGUGGUUCCUCGAGCGGUGGAGCUCAGCAGAGGGAACAGAACCAGAGACCACGUGGUGGAGAUGGAGCCUCUAAACGACAGAAACAGCUACAGCUGAAGGUGGGAACCGGACCGAACCGAGGAGGGGCAGAACUAAAGGGGUCUGAGAGAACAGCUAGAACCUCGGCACAGCAGUUCUUCUCGUUCUUCAUCAGGAACGUGCUGCUGGUGGUGAUCCUGAGGCUCAAAGUUCUUACUGGUCACCCAACAGAGACUCAGAACCAGCUGGUUCAAACCCACCACAGUGAAGAGACGGAGCAAAGGAACAUCAUCAUGUCAUUACCUCAUCAAGUGAUCACCACAUCAGCGCAUCAUGUCAUCACUUCUUCAUCACGACAUGAUUUAAUCACCAGAAGUGCAGAAACGUUUGCACACGACUGCAGCUUCAUUCCUCGUGUGUUUUAUUAUCAUACGACUGAUUUAGUAGAAAUGUAAAAACUGUUAUUUAUUCCUGUAACUCCAAUAAAAGAUUUUCUUUCAUUA